CACGGAGCCAAUGCGCGUAUUCUCCACGCACUCGGUGCGCGAGUACGACCGCCGCAACGAAGACGUGGACCCGGUGGCCGCGUCGGCCGAGUACGAGCUGGAGAAGCGCGUCGAGAAGAUGCACGUGUUCCCCGUCGACCUGGUCAAGGGCGCCGACGGCCUGGGGCUGUCUAUCAUUGGAAUGGGUGUGGGAGCGGACGCUGGUCUCGAAAAGCUUGGGAUAUUCGUGAAAACAAUCACUGAGAGUGGGGCGGCCGCUCGGGACGGUCGAAUACAGGUCAACGACCAGAUUAUCGAAGUGGAUGGCAAAAGUUUGGUGGGCGUGACGCAAGCGUACGCAGCGUCAGUUCUUCGCAACACGUCGGGCCCGGUGAAGUUCCUGAUCGGGCGCGAGAAGGACCCCGACAACAGCGAGGUGGCGCACCUCAUCCGCCAGUCGCUGGCCGCCGACCGCGAGCGGGAGGAGAGGGCGGGUCGCGAGCGCGCGCGGCGGCAGCAGAGCGAGGAGCAGGAGGAGCGCGCCGCCGAGCCCGCGCCCGCGCGCCACCCCGACAUCAACGACAUGCGCGCGCUGCUGCAGGAGCUGGUGGGCAUGGAAGCCGGUGGCGCGAGCAGCGAACAGAUCAGCGGGCGACUGCGCUCCUGGUGCUCCGUGCGUGCUCCGUCAGACCACCUCGACGCCGCGCACCGCGCGCAGAGGAAGUACGACAAGGCCCGGCGUGCACUGCGGGAGUGGCGGCGCACGCGCGCGAUGGUGCGCGCGCGCGAGGAGUGGUGGAGCGGCUCGCUGCGGGACGCGCACCGCGAGUACGCCGCCGCGCUGUCCGCGCUGCACGACCGCGUCGCGCGCCUCGAGGUGCUGCUGCUGGAGACGCAGAAAAAAGCAGGGCUGCCUGUGAUGUUGCCGCAUGAGCCGUCGGCGCGCCGCGAGACGCCCCCGCUGCCGCGCCGCCCAGACCCCGACCCGCUGCUUAUUAACGAUCCAUGGAGUUCUGACAGCGACUUAUCUGAUUUAUCCCCCGUGGAAGACGAAUACGCGAAGGUGGAUAAAUCGGACCGUCGCCGUGAGGCCCCAGACCUCGGCGACGUGACGGCGACGACGGCGAGCGAGUCGCGGCCGAGCACGACCGCUUCGGACGUUACGGUCGUCAGCACGGCCGCGCCGCCGGCCGCCGUCACCGCCACCGCUGCGGUGCCCGCUCCGGUCGCUACUCCGGCUCCGGCUAACGUCACGGAUAGAUUAAUGGCAUCAUCCACCUCGAGCAGCGGCAUGGCCACGAGCGGGACGAGCAACGGCAACUCGGCAGGCGGCGGCGAGCCAGCCCCGCGUGACGCGCCGGUGUCCCGCGAGCCGCCCGUGCGGGACACGUCGCGGGAGCUGGACGCGGCCGUCCCGCGCGGCGCGCUGCUGGACACGUCGGCGCACCGCGCGCGCACCGACCUGGCGCGCCACCGCCACCACGCGCCGCACUCGCCACACUCGCCGCAUUCGCUCAGCAACGCCAGCUCUUAUGAUGGACUCGACGACUCGUACAACGAUUCGGCUGACGAGUCUCUAAGUGAAUCGACAUCGGGAGCUCCUCCCCACACAGCACACUCCACUAUGAGUCGAGACACUCGGCAAAGCUGCGGCAGUUCCAUAGGUAGCGCGACCGACGACGCCGUGUAUUCCCGCGACCAUCGCCACCACCCGCUGGCCGGUGUGGGCCCGCCCGCGUCGUUGGCCGAGCAGCUGAAGCAGGUGCUGGCGGAGCGCGAGCGGCGCCUGGCGGGCGCGUCGCCGCCGCACCAGCCCCACCAGCCCCACCAGCCCCCGCAGACCCACCAGCCCCACCCGCCCGCGCACCCCCACCCCGACCCCGUGCAGCUCACCAACGAGCUCGUGGACGAGAUCCGCCAGGCCGUCAGCGAGGCCAACGCGAGAGUGAAGAAAGCUCCGGCUUGCGUAGUCGGCGGCGAGGUGCCGUGGCAGCCGCUGUCCACCGCCGUGUCGGAGAGCAGCCUGUCGCCGCCCGCGCCGCCCGGCCCGCCCGCGCCGCACCCGGUCAAUCAUUGGACUAAGCAGCAGGUGUGGCAGUGGGUGUCGGGUCUGGGCGAGGGCUUGGAGCGGCACGCGGGCGCGUUCGCGGCGCGCGGCAUCGACGGCGCGCUGCUGCUGGCGCUCAGCUCGGCCGACCUCAAGCUGCUCGGGCUGCCGGGCGACGAGCGCCGCCGCAUGAAGCGCCGCCUCAAGGAGCUGCGCAGCGCGCACGAGAAGCACCUCAAGGCGCUCAAGAAGGCCGAGAAGAAGGCCCGCAAGAAGUAGCCGCCCCCGCCCACACGUCCCCGACGGAACUCGUGAGUGCGAUAAAGCCUCGAUCACAUGUACCGAGUAAACGGGCGAGACAGUGCUCUCGUAGUAGUAAAUGUAUGAACAUACGCACCGAGUACUCGGCCGAGAGCACUGUCGCGCCCGUUUGCUCGGUACGUGUGAUCAAGGCAUAAGGAACGGUGGCCGGCUGCCUGAGAGCUCUUGUAGCGUCUUGUACAGUCCGCGUCAAAUAGAUCGUGACACCUUUGGGUGUAGCUAAAAAGUUCGCAACACGUCUUUGUUACAAUUGGAAUAA
Ostrinia furnacalis (Asian corn borer) is the source of this 2606-nucleotide messenger RNA. RefSeq names its product actin cytoskeleton-regulatory complex protein PAN1-like. Gene Ontology annotation, cellular component: dendrite; cytoplasm; postsynaptic density. Lineage: Eukaryota; Metazoa; Arthropoda; Insecta; Lepidoptera; Crambidae. Gene Ontology annotation, molecular function: actin filament binding. Gene Ontology annotation, biological process: neuron projection development; actin filament organization; calcium-mediated signaling. The transcript is spliced from 14 exons. The record is from RefSeq and is a predicted model, not a curated record. The annotation marks the transcript as partial.